Mercurialis annua (annual mercury) is the source of this 1037-nucleotide messenger RNA. RefSeq names its product probable plastid-lipid-associated protein 11, chloroplastic. Bases 56 to 703 code for a protein of 215 amino acids. The transcript is spliced from 4 exons. NCBI's taxonomy places the organism in Eukaryota, Viridiplantae, Streptophyta, Magnoliopsida, Malpighiales, Euphorbiaceae. The record is from RefSeq and is a predicted model, not a curated record.
AUGUGUAGCCGCCAAUUUAUCAUCCCUUGCAAAGAAUUUGCAGCGCGACAAAACAAUGGCUACUACAAUUUGCUUUCUCCAACCAGCUCCCUUGAAAACAGAAAAAACUCUCAAACUCAACUGCUUGUACAGCGCUCCUAAAAUCACCUGCUCGUCCGUCGCAACCCAAUCCCAAUCAGCUAAACAGCAUCUCCUCACUCUCAUCUCAGACCAAGACCGCGGUCUCAAAUCACAGAAAGACCCUGAAAAACGAGCUUUAAUUAUCCAAGCCAUUGAUGAACUGGCAGAACUGGGCAAAGGAUCCGUCACCACCGAUAAUUCACUGUCUUCCACGUGGCGGUUGCUUUGGACUACAGAGAAGGAACAGCUUUUCAUUGUGGAGAAAGCGCCGCUGUUUGGUACCCUAGCUGGCGACGUUUUACAGGUCAUUGACGUUGAGAAAAACUCUCUCAAUAAUGUCAUCACUUUCCCUCCCGACGGUGUUUUUUUUGUUAGGUCAAAUAUUGAAAUCGCUUCUAAUCAGAGAGUUAAUUUCAGAUUUACAAGUGCGGUUUUGAGAGGGAAAACUUGGGAGAUUCCGUUACCUCCGUUUGGACAGGGCUGGUUUGAGUCGGUGUUCCUUGAUGAUGACAUUCGAGUAGCGAAGGAUAUCAGAGGAGAUUAUUUAGUUGUUGACCGGGCUCCUUAUGCCUGGAAAGAAUGAAGGGCAAACAUGGUGAUGUACUACAAUGUGAUGAUUCUGGAAAGAUUUAAAGAUUCGAAUCUGCUUACGGGGAUGGCGAUUUACAGCUUAUGAAUAUCAGUGCGUGGUGAUUAUUUAAUUGUCGCUCGUGCUCCUUGGUCAGAAUGAGUAUAUGAUCUGGUACGUACCACUUGUCUAUGAACCAACCAACAACUUGGUUGAAAUUAUAUAUACUUGUACAUGUUCGUAUAAUUUGUUUAUUGCGGCUUGGAUUUUACUGUGCCACUUGAUGAAAUAACGAGCCUUGUACAUAAUUUGUUGAUCAUCUAAUUGAUAGAAUGAUUAUAGCAAGUAA